AUGGUUAACCGGAUACUGAAGGCAAAGCUAUUCCCGGCGGAGAAUGACAAACAGGCAAGUAAUACGGGUCUGGAUAUUGAUGGCGAAGUACUUUGUGUGUCCCAAUUUACACUUUUUGGAGAGUUGAAGAAAGGCAAACAGCCAGAUUUUCAUCAAGCCGCAAGCGCCGACACUGCGCGUAGAUUAUACGAUUACUUCUACCAACGCCUCGGCGAGAACUAUAAACCAGAGCGAGUCAAGAAUGGUGUCUUCCAAGCGAUGAUGGACGUCGAACUUAUCAAUGACGGGCCGGUGGGUGUCGACUACCACAGUGAAGAUGCGGCGGUUACGAUCGAGGUCAACACACAGUUACCGAAGAAAGAGAAAGAGAAGGGUGCCGACACCGCAGACUCAUCCGACUCUAAGACAACGGGAAGCGUGGAGUUUAAGCUGCCCGCAGAACUUCUAGAAUAG
Messenger RNA from Aspergillus nidulans FGSC A4, 453 nucleotides. RefSeq names its product D-tyrosyl-tRNA(Tyr) deacylase. The record is from RefSeq and is a predicted model, not a curated record. Gene Ontology annotation, molecular function: aminoacyl-tRNA deacylase activity; D-aminoacyl-tRNA deacylase activity. The transcript has 4 exons. The coding region runs from base 1 to 453 and encodes 150 amino acids. Lineage: Eukaryota; Fungi; Ascomycota; Eurotiomycetes; Eurotiales; Aspergillaceae. Gene Ontology annotation, biological process: aminoacyl-tRNA metabolism involved in translational fidelity. Gene Ontology annotation, cellular component: cytoplasm.